Molecule: messenger RNA, 1835 nt
Organism: Gadus chalcogrammus (walleye pollock)
Lineage: Eukaryota; Metazoa; Chordata; Actinopteri; Gadiformes; Gadidae
Gene: susd3
Exons: 5
Coding region: 129-1103 (324 amino acids)
Cellular component (GO): plasma membrane
Source: RefSeq, a predicted model, not a curated record
ACGAAAUUUCGAGUUGGCGCAACACAGUCGCGGUUCAGGAUCCCUUCCUGCUGACCCACUGGGCACCGAGGAGGCAAGGCUCUCGGUCGGUGUGGACGGGUCGAAGAGCGGACUAGGGUUGUGUCAGUAUGGCAGGGGCAACGUCGAUAACAUCUCUUGAGCCCGCGAAUGACAGUCGUGCCCAAAACAUUGGAGCCCUCGCCCAGCAGUGCACCCCCAGGCCUCGGCCAUCCCUGGGCACCCAGAGGGUCAUCCAGGGCAACGGAACCAACGUGGGCACCGUCAUCUCCUUGCAGUGCCCAGACCACACCAGGCUGAUGGGCAGUAAUGUGGUGUGUGAAAUGAGCCCCAGCAGCCCCCAGUGGGUCGGGGAAACCUAUUGUAGCCCCAUGUCUGCCUACGGGGAGUUUGGUUUCCGCGUUGCCGUGUGGGCGUCCAUCGUGAGCUCCUGCGUCAUUGUGGUGCUGACCAUGGCCUUCAUCAUCUGCUGUCUGCAUGCGCGCUUCAAGACGAAGACAAGGAAGAGAAGUCGCCAGAAGAGGGAAACAGAGGAGGAAGAGUGGCUUCGUAGGCAGUGUGAGGGGGGCAGGACUGGUUUCCCUCAUCAUCAUCAUCAUCAUCAUCACAGCAGAAACAACAACAACAACAACAGCCGUCAGAAGGCAGCGGCGAUGCUUUCAGGCGGCCGUGACGGUGCAUUUGUUGACAACAAAGCACCAUGCGGGUCUUGUCUCCUGCAUCCCUACGCCGAUCGUACCGUUCCAUCUUCAACUCCCCUCCCUGGAAUUGGCUACAGACAAUCUCCCUUAACCCGGGACAAGAGACUGGAGCAGGACGAGGCAGGCCCACAUCCAAACUCCCAUUAUCUCCAGCGCAACUCACCUGCAACGAACGGGCCGCCCUGUCCGAUGGGCCGUGGAGAACAGGAGUCAGGUCCAGCGCAGAGCUCAGCUGCUUGCUCGGCCGGUGGCCGUGGUGCUGGCGUGGUGCGACAGCUUGGAGGGCAGGAGCACAGAAUACCGCGAGUGGCCCCACACACCUCCCAGGAGCCCCAAGUUGUGAAACCAAAAACAGAAUGCUCCAUACGGAUUAUAUCUGUGUGAGCAGGACACAUAUUUGAUAUAAUGAAACAAAACAAACUGUAAAUAGUUUUAGUGGUUGAGUAGGUGAUGUUUUUUCUUACGUCAAUGACUGAAGGAAACUAAAAGGCAUAAUUCAGUGAAAACAGUGAGUACCAUUUCGGAGGCUGUGCCUUUGGUGAAAUUGUAUGGAGACACUGCCAUCUGUCUGUGAGAGUGAGCCAUUGCACUUUUAAGGAUGCCUUUCUUGUACAUAAUUCUGCAGGCCAUUGUCAUUAUAUUUGCGCAAGAUUUCAUUUAAAUAAAUACAUUUUAAAUGCAUUACUGUUCUUUUUCAAGGAAGUCAGACUAACUGCAGUUAGUUAUUGAUCUUACUGCUUUGAAUUCAUUAAUUGGUACUCAGGUAUGAAUGAAGCGGAAAAAGCUAGUCUUAGCGGUAUAAACCCCUUCUGCUCUGGUUAAUCUAUGGGAUAGUCGUCACUAUAAAUAGCAUGUAGGUCUAUUCCCUUUUUUGUUGUUCGGCCAAGAUAACCUCGUUCCCUCCCGGCCAUUCUAAUCUCACUAAGGAUCGCCUGGGACGGGAUGCCCCACGCAAGCGUUAUUGGCAGGAUAGAGGUCGAGACAUUCGAUAGAGAGAUAGCCUUUCCAUUGACGUUGGCUUUUUGAAAAUUUUCUUCAAAACUCCAUAUUUAUUCUCCACCUCAUCGGUGUUGUUGUUAUAAUUUUCGUGUUCUUAUUAUUUGUGCUCCUGGGACU